Molecule: messenger RNA, 4581 nt
Organism: Paramormyrops kingsleyae
Lineage: Eukaryota; Metazoa; Chordata; Actinopteri; Osteoglossiformes; Mormyridae
Gene: patz1
Product: POZ/BTB and AT hook containing zinc finger 1
Biological process (GO): regulation of transcription by RNA polymerase II
Cellular component (GO): nucleus
Molecular function (GO): RNA polymerase II cis-regulatory region sequence-specific DNA binding; protein binding; DNA-binding transcription factor activity, RNA polymerase II-specific
Source: RefSeq, a predicted model, not a curated record
GGCUUUGUGUAACUGUAUUAAUACGCAUAUUAUAAUAUGAUUCACAUCCUUAAUAUAACCUUUUCAUACUUAAACGUGAGAGUUUGACAGGAGUAGCUGUAGGGGAUAAUUAAGUAACAUAGCUUCAGAGGUGCCGGUAAGGGACAUAAAUCCAACUCGUAUGUUUUCUUGUUCACUUAAUGUGCAAAACAAAACGAUCAAAAAAGAUGUAUAAUUCAAUAAUAAACGACCAACCUCCACCACCUAAAGACUGACAGUUUUCAGAGAAAGUAAGACCUGCAAGUACAGCGACGCAUUGGUCGUAGACAAUAAGGGACGCUGUUGAAAUAAAAGAUUACGAGGGCUUUGGUGGUACUAGCUAGAAGAUGUCUGGGACAACCUGCGGGGGAGGUCAUCACCAUUUUUCUUAUAUGCAUCCAUUUUGUCAGGGACAUUUUUUGAGGAUACAAUUUCUAUACGCAAACAAUCUAUUUCAAGAUGUAUUUCAUUUGUUGCAUUUUUAACGCCUAUAAAUUCAGAUGCAAUGUUUAUAAAACCUGUAUUUUCACUGGGCGAGUCGUUCUGUGCGAGCGCAGCGACGUGUGUAUGUGUCGAUGGGGGAGGGGAGCCGCUCAGGGGAGGGGGCACAGAAAAAAAGGCUGGGAUGUGAAUUCUCAUAUGAGACGAGGGGAAACAGGAAGAUCUCGGCUCGGCGGAGCGACGCGCAGCCGACUGUCGGCUUUUCAGCUGGCGCCCUCAGCUCCACUCGCCGACUCUGGCAUGCGGUGAAAAUGCAUUGCCGUCGUCCCUCAGAGGAAAAAUACAAGAAGCAGCGACACCCCCUCCCUUUAAACAAAGACGCGCCCGUCCGUGGAUGAAGACGACAUGGAGAGGGUAGCGGAGCAGCCGUGGAAUUCGUCCUACACCUACCAGGUGAGCAAGCACAGCGCCGAGAUGCUGCACAACCUCAACGCGCAGAGAAAAGAUGGAGGCCGCUUCUGCGACGUGGUGCUGCGCGUCGGCGAGGAGAGCUUCCCGGCGCACAGGGCGGUGCUGGCGGCCUGCAGCGAGUACUUCGAGUCUGUAUUCAGCUGCCAGGCGGAGGACGGCGAGACCAAGGAGCUGGAGAUGCACACCAUCAGCCCCAAAGUUUUUAAGGACAUCCUGGACUUCGCGUACACCUCCAGGAUCGUGGUGCGCCUGGAGUGUUUCCCCGAGCUGAUGACUGCCGCCAAGUUCCUGCUGAUGCGCUCGGUCAUCGAGAUUUGCCAGGAGGUGAUCAAGCAGUCCAACGUGCAGAUCCUGGUCCCGCCUACGCGGGGGGACCUCAGCCUGUUCCGCACGGCGCCGGCCGCCGAUCUGGGUUACCCCGUUCCCCUGGACAUGUCCAACGGCGCGGCACUGCUGGCCAACGGCUCCGCCUUCGGGAGCAACGGGCAGACCCACGACGUGGAUGGCGCCCAUGCUCCCGGGUCGGUGCUGUCUGGCGGCGGCUCCCAAUCUGCCCUGUCGGCGCUACACGCCGUCGACAGGCCGCCGGGGACGCAGGCGGAGCUAGCCGGGAACCCGUUUCAGGGUACCGUUAAGCGAGGCAGAGGACGGCCGAAGAAGGUGCCGACCAUGGAGCCGGUGCUGUUCAACCACACCGCGCACAAGGAACACGGCGUUUACCCCUGCGGCGUGUGCGGGAAGGUGUUCACCGAGGCCGUGCGCUUGCGGAACCACGAAGCGCAGCACGCUGCGUCCAGCGCCGCCGGGAACGCGGCGUCGGCGGCCGUGGGCGUGGGCGGCCCCGGGCUGCUGGCCCACCCCCAGCCCGGGCUGCUGGAGAACGGCGUGGUGCUGCACGUUGCCGCCGACGGCGGCCGCAAGCGGGAGCGGACGAGGCGCCACGUCGGCUGCGACAUAUGCGGGAAGGUGUUUCGGGACGUAUAUCACCUGAACCGCCACAAGCUGUCACACUCCGGCGAGAAGCCGUACGCCUGUCCAGUGUGCGGGCUGCGCUUCAAGCGCAAGGACAGGAUGUCCUACCAUGUGCGCUCCCACGACGGCUCGGUGGGAAAGCCGUACGUCUGCCACAGCUGCGGGAAGGGCUUUUCCAGACCAGAUCAUCUGAACGGACACAUAAAACAGGUCCACACGUCAGAGAGACCCCACAAGUGCCAGGUGAGUACAUCAGGCGGUGGGGUCGCGACCUGUCCGGAGCCUCUGAAGAUAUGCAACGCCUCCUUUGCCACGCGAGACCGGCUGCGGUCCCACCUGGCCUGUCACGAAGACAAGAUCCCCUGUCAGGUGUGUGGGAAGUUCCUGCGGGCUGCUUACAUGACGGACCACCUGAAAAAACACAGCGAGGGGCCUCACAACUACUGUGCCAUAUGCAACAAAGGUUUCUCCACCGCCUCCUACCUUAAGGUGCACGUAAAAACGCACCACGGCACUCCUCUGCUCCCUGCUGCCACUGCGCACCCCUUCCCCGAGCCCCGCGAGUCUCAGACGCACAAUGGCGCCCCCUACCACUCGGGACGCCCGUGCGCAGUGGAAGACCUGUGUACCAGUCGGCGGCUGCUGGUCGCAUUCCCCGAGGCGGAGGGCCGUUUCCGCGGGCUGGCCGGGCCCCCGGUGCUGCCCCCGCCCUGCCCCCCCAGUCUUAGCUUACAGCCCGAGCUCCUCCUGGGCAAGCCUGGGGGAGCUCCCUAUUUCUGGGAGUGCCGUGCUGCUGGGGCGCCAGGCUUUCCCCCGCAAGGGCCGCCUGCAGACGGGCAGGAAGAUGUCAGCAAGUGUCCUCACCAGGACUCCGGGAGCUCAGAUACCUCCUUUGGAGAGCUCUCCGACGUCGGGGAGCUUAAGUCUCAGCGUAAAGGGCCAGAUGCUGGCCUGAGCGGGUUCCCCUGCCCCGGGGGGGGCGCCGGGUCCACGGGCGGGGGCGGCAAAGCCAAAGCGGACUCUGAAAAGAAGCACCCAUGCAGCGACUGCGGCCAGGCCUUCCGCUCAAAGUCCUACCUCAACAAGCACCUGCAGCGGGUACACGGCGGAGCUCAGAAAGGGCUUCCGGGGGCGGGGGCCACCCUCGGAGAUCUGCCCCCCUCACUGGGGUCUCCCUUUUCUCCUCAGCAGAACAUGUCCCUUCUGGAGUCUUUUGGCUUUCAGAUUGUACAAUCGGCCUUCGCCUCCUCCCUGGCUGAUACAGAAGCUGGUCAUAGCAGCAUGGGGAUGGGGGGCAAAUGAACUCGGGUCAGCCUGUGCCCCCCCCACCACCGCAUGGGUUGGUGUUGGGAGUUGCAAGGGGCAGGCGGUCCAGCAAUUAGGCUGAUUGAGGAGAGCCCAGCUCUCGACCACUUUUACCUGCCCAGAAUCUUUAUUUUGUUGGGUUUUAUAAGUGUGUUGAUCGCAAACUACCCACUUUUGGGCCAGUUUGUAUGAGAAGUGUACAUAAAUAUUCAUAUAUUGGCUUUUAUUAAUUUUGAACAGAUGGUAUCAUCUUUUUAACAAGCUCCCCCUUGAUACCAUGAAGAUGUGAUUUUUAGUGACAUAACAGGUCCCCCCUCCCCGUCGGUCCGUCCGUCCUGAGCAUACAUGCAGUGUUCAGUCACACUUCCACACACAGUGUCCGUUUUGGUCCUGUGGAUCCUCGUUCUGUCAGAGUGACAACAUGGCGGGGAGCAUCAGGCCUCAACCCCACACACAGCGAGCGUCGGUCAGUGGAAAUGCUAAUCCUAAUUGUCAUGUAAGUGUUUAGUGUCACACAGAACAGGGACUCGGUCGUGGGAGCUUGGGACGUCCCGUGUGGCUGCCGUGGCGGUGUGGUUUGAGGUGUCUGCUGCCAUAGUCACUGCUGGAUCGCGACUCCAACCCCAACCGGCGCCUGUUCUGAAAACACAAAGGAAUCACUUCCAGAUGCUCGAUCGGUCUGCAUGCUCUGCUGGGAGGGUCCAUCAAGUCCAUCAGUCCCCAUCUCUAUAGCACUUCUUGGUCUCCAAAUCGAGUGACGUGACUGUGCCGAUCAACCGUGCUGGUAAACUCUCAGCUCUGCACCUUAUGGCAAAGGCCCGGUGUUACGAUGACAUCACACCGUGAUGACAGACAGGAGGAGGAGGACAGACUGCAGCUGGAGGGGGGCAUGUGGAGGCCAUCUUGGGGGUUCAGGGUGUUUAAUUCAAGCUGUUCUUAUGAAGCUGGAGAGUGGAGGUUGGAGCCCAGAAUGUCUAUCAGCUCAUUAACGUGAUUUUGCACCUUGGAUUUGUCAUGGUUUGGUAACAGGCGUGUUAUUGGACGCUGUAAAUGUUUCCUCAUCCCUCAUGUCCUGUGUUUGAGAGAGGGAGUGAGGGAGAGCCACUAACGUAUGCCUCCAGAAUGUAACUAAGCCAGACUCUGUUAGUACUUUAUUUGAAAAAUAAGUUCAUUCUAUUAACGUGUACAUUCCGUAAUUUAUAAGAUUUUACUGUUCUGAUUGUCAUAUGCAUACACACGUGUCUGUGUAUGUAUAUAAGAUGCAUAUAUGUCUGUGUAUAUUUAUAUGUUUGUGUGUGUGUGUGUGUGUGUGUGUGAGAGAGAGAGAGAGCGAUGUGUAUUCUGUAAAUAAAUGCCGCUAUUGCUCUGUACCUA